Messenger RNA from Nerophis lumbriciformis (worm pipefish), 9935 nucleotides. It is a transcript of the gene chka, whose product is annotated as choline kinase alpha. Gene Ontology annotation, molecular function: choline kinase activity; ethanolamine kinase activity. Gene Ontology annotation, biological process: CDP-choline pathway; phosphatidylethanolamine biosynthetic process. Gene Ontology annotation, cellular component: cytoplasm. The record is from RefSeq and is a predicted model, not a curated record. Lineage: Eukaryota; Metazoa; Chordata; Actinopteri; Syngnathiformes; Syngnathidae.
UCCAGCAAACUGCUUCAAGCGCACAUUGAUGCUACAUUUACACACACUUAAAAACAUCGCUUAGCAACGAACCAUAUCUUUAGAGAAGAAGCCUGGUUGAGCGUUCAUCACAGAACAGUUUUACCCGAAAAGCCACAAUGAAAACCAAAUUUAUAAACGGGGUUUCUUCUUCGCCCUCCAUGUCGCUGGGCCUGCUGGUCACCGACAGUGUCCUGCAGGUCCAGCCCGACACCCAGGACGACUGGAAGGACCUGACCCGCCCCGACAGCCCCGACCGGGACACACGGACGAUGGCUUACCGCUGGUGUAAAGAGUUCCUCAACGGAUCCUGGAGAACCCUGGUAGAGGACGACUUCAACAUCACCAUCAUUAGAGGUGGGCUGAGCAACAAGCUCUUCUUGUGCAGCCUCCCAGACAGUGCGGACACUGUUGGCGAUGAGCCCAGGAGCAUUCUGCUGCGCCUCUACGGGGCCAUCCUGCAGAUGUCCUGUAAUAAGGGAGAAUCCCAACAGUCAAACAAAGACAAUCCCUUUCAAGGGGCAGAGGCCAUGGUGCUGGAGAGUGUGAUGUUUGCCAUUUUGGCGGAGAGGGAACUGGGACCGAAACUCUACGGUAUUUUUCCACAGGGACGACUGGAGCAAUAUCUACCGAGCCGUAAGCUGGACACCUGUGAGCUGAGUGAUCCCAACAUUUCAGCAGAGGUUGCAGAAAAAAUGGCCAAGUUUCAUGCAAUGAGGAUGCCGUUUAACAAGGAACCCACGUGGUUGUUUGGAACCAUGGACAAGUAUUUAGGCCAAGUCAUGAGACUCAACUUCACUCGAGAGUCUCAACUGCGUCGCUUCAACCGCUUGCUGAGCUACAACCUGCUUCAUGAGAUGGAUUGGCUGAAGGCUCUGCUGGAGUCCACCAAUUCUCCUGUGGUGUUCUGCCACAAUGACUGCCAAGAAGGAAACAUCUUGCUGCUAAACUGCCGUCCUGAAUCAGACAAACAGAAGCUGAUGCUAAUUGACUUUGAGUACAGCAGCUAUAACUAUAGAGGAUUUGAUCUUGGCAACCAUUUCUGUGAAUGGAUGUAUGACUACAACUGUGACCACUUUCCGUUUUUCAAAGUCAAUGUCCAGGCAUAUCCUUCCAAGGCUCAACAGCUCCACUUUAUUGAAAACUACCUGCGUGCGUCUGAUGGAGACUAUGACAACCUGAGUCAAGCCGACCAAAUGAAGAUGAAGGAAGAACUAUACGUGGAGGUCAACAGGUUCUCUCUCGCAUCCCAUUUCUUUUGGGGCCUGUGGUCUAUCAUUCAGGCCCGCCUCUCCACCAUCAAGUUCGGAUAUCUGGAGUACGCCCUGGCCAGGUUCGACGCCUACUUCCAGCAGAAGAAGAUGUGGGCUGUCUAGUGAGGAAGAUGACGAGCACGGCGGUCUUUCUAGCGGAUGAAAAGAUUAUUGCUUUAUGGCGCUCUGCGUUGAGCGUGUUUGCUGGCUGUGGCUGGUGGCGAUGCUAGAAGUCAAUCACUAAUCCGCGUGCUACUGUACAAACGUGAUACAGCCCAACGUAGUCGACGCCACGCUAGUCUGCGCUUCUGCAUUGCUUGAUUCUAAUCUAACAUACAGUAGGCCGUGUCAGGCAGGUCGAGGGGUGGAUUUCAGUUGGGGCGAGACUGGAAGCGUUAACAUUGCAUCAAUGUAUUGAUCAUUUUGUGGGUAACCCCAACUAUGUAUAUUAUAUAUAGACCUCAGUGGUACUAUCGCACCUCCGGGUUAGUGGGCUUGUUAUACCUAUUAUGUGUGCUAUUAUUAUUCACGCUCUUUUAGUUAACAUUUGGUAUUCACGCCAGAGAAGGGAUUUUGUUGCAUUUUGUCGAAAUGAGCGUAUAUUUCAUGUUUUCUGGGUCACAUAACCCAACCCAAAUGAACAAAGUCAACCUUUCACGGACAGUAGAACCCCGCUAGUCACAAAGUCACGUUUACAAGAACCCCCAUAGAUGGUGAAAACCGCAAAAUCAUGGAUUUGGAUUUUUGCCUAUCGUUCACAAUCAUUAUUGGAGACAAGAAGACAACUUUUUUUUUUUUUUUUUUUUUUGCAUUCUACUUUGUCAUAAUCGGCUCGUUCUAGGUGGCUAGCAAUGCAGCUAAUGGGAGUAAUCAAUUCUACCUCUAAAUUACUUCAAAAAAGCAUCCAAAAACCAUUACCUGUGUAAUAACUAUGCCGUAGCAACAUUGUUAUUGUAAGAGCCAACAACACUCACUCACUCUUCCCCAUGACUGUCAAGUCGUUGGGGGGGAUAACUGCGAUGAAGAAGCAGCCAGUCCGUGCCAGUUCCCACGGUCCUUAGUGGCCGUCAAUAGCUCUGCGGUCGACAAGUCCGUCCAUGUCUUGAUGUUGUCUGUCCAGGAUUACCGUGGUCUUCCUCGCUUCCUUCCAUCCUCUAGUGUGCCCUGCAUGAUGGGGUGUGUGGCCAAAUCAAGCUAAUUUCCUUCUUUUGACUGUUGCGAGCAGGGGUUCUUGGUGACGAACGGGUCUUUCGACUUCACCUUUCAUUGGUUUUGUGUUCGUGGUAUGUUAUCUUGAGUAUUCUUCUGAGGCGUUUGUUUUCAAAGGCUUGUAUUUUCCGUUCUGAUCCUACCAGGAGUGUCCAGGUCUCGCAUCCAUAAAGUAAUAUUGAUGUUAUUAGGGAUUUGCAAAGUUUGAACUUUGUCUUAAUGUUGCUUUUCCAUAUUUUGCUUAGUUUGGUCAUUGCUGCUGGUGGCGAUCCGAAUGCGGAUUUCCGCAUCACAUGUGGCAUCUUUGGCCAGUGUUGCUCCCAGGUAUUUUAAAUCUGGACACUUCCUCCAGUUGUUUUCCAUCCAUCAUUAUGUUGGCCCUUGAGUUCUUUGAGGUGUUCACCAGUUCCUUUGAUUUGGCUGUGCUGACCUCCAUUUCACAGGCACCAGCUGCUGUGCAUAAUUUGUUUGUAAGGUCCUGCAGUUUGGAGUUUCAGCCUGCCAUGAGGUCGAUAUCAUUUGCAAAACGUAGAGAGCGAACAAGGAGGAACUCUUUUUUUCCAACGUAGUAACACAUCGGCCUGUUUCAGCAAGCUUGCUACGGCAAGAGAUAAGCCAGCUUCCACGUUAGCACCUGAAUUGCUUUUGAGUCUGUAAUGCAAUCUGUACUGACUGAAAAACAUUAACAAUCCAACAGUAUCUGUAAAGUAUUAGCCCACAUUUCAUGUUUUGUUUGUACACAGAUAGCUCGAAAGUCUAUGCAGUUGUAAUAACACGCAUGACCUUCAGCAUGUAUCAUGAUCAAUUUUGAAUCACUCGAUGGACAGUUGUUCGUUUGGUCCAGCUGACCAGGGAUGUUUUUUACGUUUUUUUUUGGCUAAGCACGUCCAAGUUCUAGGCUUCUGUCUGCUUCAACAUUUCACCCUUCCUUCAUGCUCGCUUCUAUAAGCAACAGUUCGUCCUCUGUAUACUCAGGUUCAAAAAGAUAUGGUUGUGAAUCCUCAUUUGUCCAAAAAUAGUCAUCUUCGUUGUCUGUUACCAAGUCUGCCAUGAUUAGAAAACACAAGCGUUUGUUGCCGGAAGGAACUCAGUUGAAUAAAAUGACCAAUACGGUAAAUAUUGAUCGUGUUACAUAUUGUUAAGAACAUGUCUAAUGUUACUACACUUGCAGUGUGUAUAUAAACCUUGAUGCAGGGUUUUGAAGGCUACAAUAGUGACUCCCAUUAGCUGCAUCUUUCAAGCCUAUUUUUUAAUCAUCUUUAAAACCCUUUAAAAAAAGACUGGUGUUCUGGGGCCGUAUUUAUCAAGCGUCUUAGAGUGCCAUUUUACACUUAAGUCCUGAGAAUUUGCGAAAUUUAGUCCUACUCUCAAACUUAAAGGGGAACAUUAUCACAAUUUCAGAAGGGUUAAAACCAUUAAAAAUCAGUUCCCAGUGGCUUAUUUUAUUUUUCGAAGUUUUUUUCAAAAUUUUACCCAUCACGCAAUAUCCCUAAAAAAAGCUUCAAAGUGCCUGAUUUUAACCAUCGUUAUAUACACCCGUCCAUUUCCCUGUGACGUCACACAGUGAUGCCAAUACAAACAAACAUGGCGCAUAGAACAGCAAGGUAUAGCGACAUUAGCUCGGAUUCAGACUCGGAUUUCAGCGGCUUAAACAAUUCAACAGAUUACGCAUGUAUUGAAACGGAUGGUUGUAGUGUGGAGGCAGGUAGCGAAAACGAAAUUGAAGAAGAAACUGAAGCUAUUGAGCCAUAUCGGUUUGAACCGUAUGCAAGCGAAACCGACGAAAACGACACGACAGCCAGCGACACGGGAGAAAGCGAGGACGAAUUCGGCGAUCGCCUUCUAACCAACGUUUGGUAUGUGUUUGUUUGGCAUUAAAGGAAACUAACAACUAUGAACUAGGUUUACAGCAUAUGAAAUACAUUUUGCAACAACAUGCACUUUGAGAGUGCAGACAGCCCAUUUCAGGCGUGCUAAGAACAUAUAUUUUUCCACAAUUUCAGCACUCAGGUUAACCAUACCUAAAUAGACACAAAAUACUGCAUUACACAAGACUACUCGAAUGAUUGAAAAAAAUAAAUGUUUUUAAGCUAAAUUAUUGGUAAACACAGUUUAUGUAUAAUAAUUUACGUAAAACUGCGAGUAAUGAAUAAAGUUUUCAUCAAUUAAUAUAUUCUGUAGACAUACCCUCAUCCGCUCUCUUUUCCUGAAAGCUGAUCUGUCCAGUUUUGGAGUUAAUGUCAGCAGGCCAGGGAAGCUAGGGUCUUUAUCGUUGGAAAUGCAUCUGCUUUGAGUGUCGCAGGAUAUCCACACAUUCUUGCCAUCUCUGUCGUAGCAUAGCUUUCGUCGGUAAAGUGUGCGGAACAAACGACUGACCAUUUCGUCGGCUUUCCCCACAGCCUCGUAUUUUGAACAAAUGUCGUCCAAUUUCUUGCCACUUUCGCAUCUUUGGGCCACUAGUGCAACUUGAAUCCGUCCCUGUUCGUGUUGUUACACCCUCCGACAACACACAGACGAAAGUGAGAAAAUGGCGGAUUGCUUCCCGAUGUGACGUCACAACGUCAUCGCUCCGAGAGCGAAUAAUAGAAAGGUGUUUAAAAAUCGCCAAAAUUCACCCAUUUAGAGUUCGGAAAUCGGUUAAAAAAAUAUAUGGUCUUUUUUCUGCAACAUCAAGGUAUAUAUUGACGCUUACAUAGGUCUGGUGAUAAUGUUCCCCUUUAAGAUUAAAAGCUAUUUAUCAACUUUCUUAAGUCUCAGAAUCACUCCUACUCUCCACGAUAUUUAAGAGACCUUCAGAGGUGUCCUAAGUGGUUAGGAGUUGCCAGCGGGGUAUGGCACUGAGGCGAACGUUCAGGGAGCGGAAGGAUGUCCUGGCUUUGUUUGAUGACGAGCAGCUGAUCAAACGGUAUCGUUUAGACAGAGCAGGUAUUAUUUUUGUCACAGAUUUAAUAAGGGGCGUCAUCUCAUCAGCAACAUCACGCAGCAGAACUAAAGGUCAUCACAAUGCUUCGAUAUUUCGCCACUGGGAAAAUGAAUUGGAAAGAAAAGGAAACAUUUAUUUUUUAUUCAUUGCCGAUAUUGUUUCUUUGUUUUGUAUUAUUUUGUAGUUUAUUGUCAAAAUAUACACUCCCAUUGUCCACUUAAAUAUUUCUAAGAUAUUUCUUUAUUCUUAGACAAGGGAUUCCCUUCCGUGAUUGAUCAUUUCUAUGGACACAGAAAUGACGUCACCUAUAAUUCCAUUUACGGCACAUAGUAAUGUCGUAAUUCAGCUCUGAGUGUGACACUUAAGAUUCAGUCCUACACUUUGCUGAAAGUGUGAGUAAGACGCUUGAUAACUAACUUUCAGCGAAUAAUUUCUUUACUCAUAAGUCAACUCUUAGCAGACUUCUUAGGAGUAAUUUUAAGACGCUUGAUAAAUACGGCCCCUGUUCUUGUCUCUCAUAAUGAUUGUGAACGAUAGGCAAAAUUCCCACAAAAAAGUGCAGUCCCCUUUAAGGUAUGUGUUUCACACAUUCACACAGUGUAGUACUGCAACAAUAAAUGCAGUCACACAACUGUAACGGAGGCUGUGCCAACUGAACGUCAGUAAACCUCACUACCCCAUGCCUAAAGAGCUUUUGUGGACACCGAGUUGACAGCUCAUUCUUUUAGCUCAGUGCCUAGCGCACACCCCUAUUUCGGGGGACCCAGGUUCGAGCCCCGCGCAAAACAGACACAGAGGCUGGACCGGCAUCAUGUCUUGCUGAAGCGAAAAUGUAGAGUUUCUCUGCUGAUUGUGCCACCAAACCACUUUUUAUCUAAGUCGCCAUUAAAAAAAUACAAUUUAAAGCAGAAAAAGGAUUCCUGCAAAUAAGCUCGGAUCUACUGUAGCAAUAUUGGACUUAGUAAGUUCAUUAUACUGUACAACUGCUGUAUGUCCUUGUCGCUCACACUGACCGUUCUGACAUGUUCUGUGAUGAGUAAAUGCAGUUUGAAAAUGCACCUUUUAGAAAAGUCUACUUUACACUUCAACUGUGUGAGUCUAGCUGAAACAAAAUUGCGGCGAUACGUCGAGUACGUUUCCAUGCACACAAUAUCAGUCCUGACAACAUUUAGGCCUUUUUCGUGCUCGACACAUGUUGCUGCUCUCUAGCUAGCAUUUGGUUCUAUUUCCUGUGCGGAAACCGCCUCUCUUCUUCCCUUUUCUAACCAACUUGCACAACAGAAAGUACGCCUUCGGAAAAAUGUUCUUCGCAUAACUUAGCGACCGUGAUUGGCUGGCUUGUAGAACAUUACUUCCUGUGUGUGUACGACUCAUUUAGAGGGCACAGACGCCUUUUACUUUGACUUCAGAUCAACAUUUGCAAUAAAAAAAAUACAAACUUUUUAAAAACGUCAAUAAUCUACUUAAUAAACAAUUGUCAACUUUAAUCAUUUUGACGAUAUUUACUAUAUUUUCUCAAGACGUGAAUGUGGUGUGCAUGGAAACUUUACUUAACUCUCCAUUGAUCAUCAGGGAACUAUUGAUUAUAUUUUUGCAAUGAAGAUCCUUUUUUUUUUAAAGACAGACGCAAGCUAAAUGUUCAGACUUAUUGGCUUUUGAAGGUUGCUUUAAGCUUUUUAAAUAAAUGUCUUCAAGCAUGCUAAGUCAGUUUGCACCAUAGUAAGUCAGUCAGUGCUCCGUAUCAUGCUAAAUGAGAUAGCAUAAUGCUAAACCAGUCUACAUCUACAUCAUGCUAAAUCUGUUAGCGUUGUUUUAAAUGUGUUAGCAUCGUGCUGAAUAUGUUAGCAGCAUGUGAAAUCAGUGAGCAUAAUCUUAAACAUGUUAGCAUCAUUCAACAUCAGCUAGCAUCAUUUUAGGAUUGUGUUACAUCAAUGAGCAUAAUAUUAAAUUGGUAAGAAGCAUCAGGCUGAAUGAGUUAGAAUCAUGAUAGCAUCAUUCGAAAAUCGGUUCGGAUCAUCCUAAAUCAGAUAGCAUUAUGCGAAAUACGUUAGCAUCAUUUCGAAUCAACUUGAUAAGAAGUAUCAGGCGAAAUGAGUGAAAAUCACGCUAAAUCAGUUUGCAUCAUGCUAAAUGAUAGCAUCAUUCAAAAAUCGGUUUGCAUCGUCCUAAAUCAGGUAGCAUUAUGCUAAAUACGUUAGCAUCAUUUCGCAUCAACUUGAUAAGAAGUAUCAGGCUAAAUGAGUGAAAAUCACGCUAAAUCAGUUUGCAUCAUGCUAAAUGAUAGCAUCAUUCGAAAAUUGGUUCGCAUCGUCCUAAAUCAGGUAGCAUUAUGCUAAAUACGUUAGCGUCAUUUCGCAUCAACUUGAUAAGAAUCAUCAGGCUAAAUAAAUUUGAAUCAUGCUAAAUCAGUUUGCAUCAUGCUAAAUGAUAGCAUAAUUCGAAAAUCGGUUCGCAUCGUCCUAAAUCAGGUAGCAUUAUGCUAAAUACGUUAGCAUCAUUUCGCAUCAACUUGAUAGGAAGUAUCAGGCUAAAUGAGUGAAAAAUCACGCUAAAUCAGUUUGCAUCAUGCUAAAUGAUAGCAUAAUUCGAAAAUCGGUUUGCAUCGUCCUAACUCAGGUAGCAUUAUGCUAAAUACGUUAGCAUCAUUUCGUAUCAACUUGAUAAGACGUAUCAGGCUAAAUGAGUGAAAAUCACGCUAAAUCAGUUUGCAUCAUGCUAAAUGAUAGCAUCAUUCGAAAAUUGUUUCGCAUCGUCCUAAAUCAGGUUGCAUUAUGCUAAAUACGUUAGCGUCAUUUCGCAUCAACUUGAUAAGAAUCAUCAGGCUAAAUAAAUUUGAAUCACGCCAAAUCAGUUUGCAUCAUGCUAAAUGAUAGCAUAAUUCAAAAAUCGGUUCACAUCGUCCUAAAUCAGGUAGCAUUAUGCUAAAUACGUUAGCAUCAUUUUGCAUCAACUUUGCUUCGUAUUUUGUAAUGUUUACCUACGAGAUUUUAUCGAGCGAUUAGCAUUAUGCUAAAUACGUUAGCAUCAUUUCCUAUCAACUUUGCUUCAUAUUUUGCAACGUUUACCGACAAGAUUUUAUUGAGCGAUUAGCACUAUGCUAAAUACGUUAGCAUCAUUUCACAUCAACUUUGCUUCGUAUUUUGUAAUGUUUACCUACAAGAUUUUAUUGAGCGAUUCGCAUUAUGCUAAAUACGUUAGCAUCAUUUCGCAUCAACUUUGCUUACUAGUUCGUAAUGUUUACCUACGAGAUUUUAUUGAGCGAUUAGAGACCUGACGCGAUGAAAGUUGCACUAUGCAAUGACCUAACCGCUGACCGAUGUGUUCAUAUGUAUAUCAGUACUGCAGAAUGCAGUGUUAUUUGCAGAUAUACAUGUAUCAGUACUGCAGUAUACAGUAUUAUUUGCUUAUAUACAUGUAUCAGUACUGCAGUAUGCAGUAUUAGUCGCUUAUAUACUGUACAUGUAUCAGUAUUCCUUGCUCACCAGUGAGAAAAACCCUAAAAUGUGAUCCAGUUUUACCUCAUAUUUUCUUCUAAGAGUCGUGUCACAAUGGAAGGAAGUCAAAGUUAUUUUGUGCAACAGUCGAUGCUGCUUUGUAAUGUCCAGUAGAGCACUUUCCAUCUAAAGAAAACUGGACUUGAUACUUGGAUUUGUUUGAGUCGGUUUCUUUUGCAUGUCUUUUGUAUCCCUUCUUAUAUUUUACCACUAAACUUGUUUUUCAGUGUUUUUAGCGUUUAUCACGAUUUUGUAUUCUCUUUAUCUUAAAAAAUCAUUCUGAGCCCAGAUUUUUUCUUUUGUUGUAUAAAAACAAUGUUGUUGGGUUAUUGUCAUGUAACAGUACAUGUAGAGGGGGGAUGUCCCACUCCUAAUAUUCUUCACAUUUAUGUUUAUUAAAGUAAAAUAAAAAUGUCAAACUAUGCUCAAGUUCAAUAAAGUGGACUACGUACAGUUUUAAUCAAAAAUCCAAGUUAUUAUUAUUAUUAUACUUUUGGUGGCAUUUAAUGGUUUUCACGUGGCUUUGCACACUUGAGUAAAGGAAGAUGUAUUAAAAUGUAUCGCGACCGUCAUCUUCCUCCUGUAACAUUUUGGUUUGGACCAAAAAAAAAAAAUGACGAGUCGACGUUAGCCAUCCAUCAUAACUGUUCAUAACUGUUAAAUGCGUAUUUUAAUGACAUACGUUUGAAGUUUUUCCUCUUAUUCUAAAUUAUGAUUUUGUAACAGUGCAUUUUCUUUCAUUUUUGUUUCACGCCAGUAGAAAGUCGGACUAAUAGUUGACUAACACAAUUGCUGAUUCGCAUGUGGUACAGUAAAUAUUGAGCUUCAGCUAUGAAUACAUAACUUCUAUGUUUACUGAUGAAGCUGCAUAACAUGGUGUAUAAUAAUUCUGCUUUGCACAAAUAAACAGAACAACGGGAAAAUGCUUUGUGUGUUGAAAUAUGUAUUUGUUCAUAAGUAGCAAGUAUGCUUCUCAAUACAACUGCAUCAUUAUUUUCUUAAAAAAAACAAUUGACAGAAGAAUCAAACUAUUGAGCA